UGGUUUUCAGAUAAAUUUGUAACUCGUGGUGAAAUUCUGAUCGACAAAUGAUACUUUGUAUUUGCUUGCGGAAGCGCCAAUAUAAAGUUGAAGAUAAAAUAGAAAAAUAAAUGUAAAAAUAAACUUUUUGGCUAAUAACGAAAUUUUGUGCAAUACAAAAUUAUAAAUAACUGCAUUGUGAAAAUUGUGAAAUUAUAAAGACGUGAUAAGAAAGUUGCAGUCUGGCGAAAUGUCAUUUUUCGGCGGGAACACUUCAUUAGGUGCUACAAGCACGCCCGCUAAACCCGGCGGCCUCUUCUCAUCAUUCGGCACUGGCAGUACGGCAGCGGCUCCUGGUUUUGGCACCGCAGCAACGUCAGCAGCAGCACCUGCCUUUGGUACAUCAGCUUUUGGUGCUACUGGUUUUGGCGCCGCGGCAACAUCUGCACCCUCCCUAUUUGGUGGUACGGCAACAGCUACCAAUACAACUGGUUUCGGUGGCUUUGGAGCAGCCACAUCUACAGCACCUGCUUUUGGUGGUUUCGGGACUAAUGCCGCCACUAGUGGUUCUGGCUUUGGGGGUUUUGGUGCGACUUCAACGACGUCUACAGCUCCAGCCUUUGGUGGAUUUGGUACACAAACAAAUGCUUUUGGAGGGUUUGGCACCGGCGGCAGUACAUUUGGUUCAAAUUUUGGUAAGCCUGCCGUUACAACUGUUACUCCAGGAUUUGGUGGCUUCAGUGGUGCAACGAAUUUUAUGCUCGGACAACAACAGCAACAAGUGCCCCAACUAUCACCUGAUGAAGCUUUCGCCCAGUCCAUUUUCAAUGUUUCGAUAUACGGCGAUGAGCGCGAUACUCUCAUCGCCAAAUGGAACUACUUGCAGGCCAUGUGGGGUACUGGAAAGUCAUUUUACUCACAAAAUGCGGUGCCGGUGGAAAUUACACCCCAAAACUAUCUAUGUCGUUUUAAGGCAAUGGGCUAUAGUCGCUUGCCAGGCAAAGAUAAUAAAAUGGGAUUGGUCGCCUUAAAUUUUAACAAAUUGUUGGCAGACGUGAAAGUCCAACAGCAGCAAAUUGUCACCUCACUCAAUAGUAUUUUCGGUAAUAAACCAAACCUCGCUAUAAACAUUGAGUCCAUCAAAGAACAUGAGGAGAAAAAAUGUCAAAUAGUAAUAUACCUUGAGGAGCGAUCCCAAAUGGCGCCCAAUGAAACAAAACGUAUACUCGCAACCGAAGUUUCAAACUACCUUAAUCAACCGAAUGUAAAAGCACAAUUAGCCAAUCUUGGUAUCGCAGAAGUGCUGGCGCUGGUGCUGCCCGACGAAGACCAACUAAAAGAAUAUUUGGAGAACCCUCCAAAGGGUAUUGAUCCGCGUAUGUGGGGUCAAGCUAAAGUCGAUAAUCCAGACAAAACGAAGUUCAUACCAGUACCAAUGAUUGGUUUCUAUGACCUCAAAUGGCGAACAAAAUGCCAGGAGACUGAAACGGAAACACAUGCGCUGUAUCUGAAGAAAGUAGAAAAGGAUUUAGCCGCGUUGAGACAACGACAUUCUGCUGCAACAGCAAAAAUAAUGGAGCACAAGCGGAAAUUAGCAGAAUUGAGCCAUGAUAUAUUAAAAAUCAUUGUAAAACAAGAGUGCACACGCAAAAUCGGAUUGGCAUUGACACCAGAAGAGGAGGCGCUACGAACAAAGCUUGAAAAUAUGCAGGCCUUAGUUUCAGCACCAACCCAAUUUAAGGGACGUCUCAGCGAAUUAUUAUCCCAAAUGCGUAUGCAACGCAAUCAAUAUGCUUUCACCGGAGGCAGUGAAUAUGCUAUUGAUAAAGAGAGUGAGGAGGAAAUGAAGUCAUUUUUGGCUAUGCAGCAAAAAGCGAUGGAAGUACUAACAGAUACUGUAACAAAAGACUUGAAAGCUUUACAAAUUAUCAUCGAAGGCAUGCCGGAGUUGGUGCGAGUUUAGAAGUUUUUUGUCUUCGGUUAAUAUAGUGAAACAUCUUUCAUCACACCAUUUUCUCAUCUCUGAAGUCAACAGGGAAGUACUCUUGCCACCCUGGUUCGGGGUUUUGUAUCGGAGCUAAAGGUGUCGAUAUUUGAGCUUCUACUUUUGCAGCUUGUACUACAAGUGCAGUGAGUUUUUCAAUAAAAAAAAACAUAGGCAAUCAUAAUGGAGUUAGCAGUUCAAUCGUUCAUCGAUUUGCUGAGAAUAUAUCUUGCCCCUUGACCACGCCCUCAACUGUUUAAAGAUGCAAUUAUAUAAGAGUAUAAGUUGCUUAAUAUGCUGAUAUUUUGAAUAAUUUAAAAUCAAAUUGGUAUAUACAAAAGGGGUAAUUAUUAUUAUAUUUUGCGUUAUUAGAGCCCAUUUGAUGAGCUUCACUGAAAACUGCUCUCAAUAAUAGUUACAAGAGCAACUCUGCUGCAUCGGUUAGUCCCAGGAGUAUGUCGAAGUGCAUAUAAUAUAAUUAGGCGACACAAUCACUAAAUAUAGAAAUUGCCAUUCCGGCACGAUAUUUACUUAUGUUGUAUGUAUCUAUCCGGAAAUGGACAAAAGAGCACGCUAUAGGCAACAAUGAGUUACAAUUACAAUUCUUUAAAAGAUUAAAAUAAAGAAUUUUUAGAGGACCUUGAGAAUUAGUUAAAUUGAAUAAAUUUGAAGGCAUUGUGAUGGUUUUAAUUUGUAUAAAGUGCAAAGAUAGAUGACUAAGGAGAGGGGAAGACUAUUUGAGAUGAAGGAUGUUGUAAAAUAAGGAAAGUAUUGAGAAAUAAAGAAAAUUUUAAAGAAACAUUUUAUAUUUGAAUUAAGCAAAAAUAAAAAAAAUCACUGAGUUGUCAUUAAAUGAAGAAGAAUA
Anastrepha obliqua is the source of this 2828-nucleotide messenger RNA. RefSeq names its product probable nucleoporin Nup54 (gene Nup54). Gene Ontology annotation, cellular component: nuclear pore central transport channel; nuclear pore. Lineage: Eukaryota; Metazoa; Arthropoda; Insecta; Diptera; Tephritidae. The transcript has 7 exons. The record is from RefSeq and is a predicted model, not a curated record. Gene Ontology annotation, molecular function: structural constituent of nuclear pore. Gene Ontology annotation, biological process: protein localization to nuclear inner membrane; NLS-bearing protein import into nucleus; nuclear pore organization. Bases 230 to 1942 code for a protein of 570 amino acids.